ACCAACCCUCCCCUCCCACCACCACCAUCAAGCCCGGUCUCCAGGUGUUCCCCGACCGCAGCCAGGUCAAGGACAAAGAACUCGACCUGAACCUUUUCACCUGAUCCCCAUCGACUCCCCUCCAAGAUGGCAUCCCGGAGACUCGCUCUCAACCUUUCCAAGGGCCUCACCCGGAGGGCAUACCCUUCAGCCCCAUUGAGGCGCACCUUUGCGACCCCCGUCUCUGCGCCCAUCAGGACCCAGACGACCACACUCAAGAAUGGCCUCACCGUCGCUACCCAACAUUCACCGUACGCCCAGACCUCUACCGUGGGCAUGUGGAUCGAUGCGGGCUCGCGAGCCGAGACAGCGGAGAACAAUGGCACUGCGCACUUCCUCGAGCACCUGGCCUUCAAGGGUACCUCCAACCGGACACAACAGCAGCUCGAGCUCGAGAUUGAGAACAUGGGCGCCCACCUCAACGCCUACACCUCGCGCGAGAACACCGUCUACUUCGCCAAGGCCCUCAACGAGGACGUGCCACAAUGCGUCGACAUCCUCGCCGAUAUCCUCCAGAACUCCAAGCUCGAGGAGGCUGCCAUUGAGCGCGAGCGUGAUGUGAUCCUGCGUGAGUCGGAGGAGGUCGAGAAGCAGAUUGAGGAGGUCGUCUUUGACCACCUGCACGCCACCGCCUUCCAGCACCAGCCUCUCGGCCGCACCAUCCUGGGCCCCAAGGAGAACAUCCGCGACAUCACCAGGACCGAGCUCUCCAACUACAUCAAGCACAACUACACUGCCGACCGCAUGGUCCUCGUUGGUGCUGGUGGCAUCCCCCACGAGAAGCUUGUCGAGAUGGCCGACAAGUACUUUACCAAGCUGCCCUCCAAGUCCCCCGAGACCCACGCCUACCUGCAGUCCAAGAAGAAGCCCGAUUUCAUUGGCUCUGACGUCCGGAUACGUGACGACACCAUCCCCACUGCCAACAUUGCCAUUGCUGUCGAGGGUGUCAGCUGGAACGACGAUGACUACUUCACUGCUCUGGUCGCCCAGGCGAUCGUUGGAAACUACGACAAGGCCAUGGGCAACGCUUCUCACCAGGGAAGCAAGCUGAGCGGUUUUGUCCACAAGAACGACCUGGCCAACAGCUUCAUGAGCUUCUCCACCAGCUACAGCGAUACCGGUCUCUGGGGCAUCUACCUCGUCACCGACAAGAAGGAGCGUAUCGACGACCUCGUCCACUUCGCCCUCCGGGAGUGGACCCGCCUGUGCCAGUCCGUGACUGAGGCCGAGACCGAGCGUGCCAAGGCUCAGCUCAAGGCCUCCAUCCUCCUGUCUCUGGAUGGCACUACUGCCCUGGCCGAGGACAUUGGCCGCCAGAUCGUCACCACCGGCCGACGGACGAGCCCCGGCGAGAUCGAGCGGAUCAUCGAUGCCGUGACCGCCGAGGAUGUCAUGGCCUUUGCGCAGAAGAAGAUCUGGGACCAGGAUAUCGCCAUCUCCGCCGUCGGCAGCAUCGAGGAUUUGUUUGACUACCAGAGAAUCAGGGGCAGCAUGAGCAGGAUGUUCUCUUGAAACAACAGAAACAGAGAAUCGGAAGCCGGUUGGCAGAACAGGCAAGCAAGCAUGAUAAAUGAAAGAGAGCGAGAGAGCGGGCGAGAAGUAGCAGGCCGGGGGUGGGAGAACGAAGGGAGGAAGCUGGUCACGUUGCUUGUAUAAUAUCUUUGUGAAAGACUACGGGUCGGGUUGUACUGUAGUAUGGAGGGGGUAGACAUAGAAUCGAAGGGGUUUGGUCUUCGUACCAAAGAACGAAAAGGAGACCGCCGAAGAAGAAGAAGAAGAAGAAGAAGAAGAAAAAAUAAGCAAGAUCCUCUAUUCUCUUUGUCC
Cryphonectria parasitica EP155 is the source of this 1863-nucleotide messenger RNA. RefSeq names its product mitochondrial processing peptidase subunit beta. Gene Ontology annotation, molecular function: metalloendopeptidase activity; metal ion binding. Lineage: Eukaryota; Fungi; Ascomycota; Sordariomycetes; Diaporthales; Cryphonectriaceae. Gene Ontology annotation, cellular component: mitochondrion. The transcript is spliced from 4 exons. Bases 127 to 1551 code for a protein of 474 amino acids. The record is from RefSeq and is a predicted model, not a curated record.